Molecule: messenger RNA, 3004 nt
Organism: Puntigrus tetrazona (Sumatra barb)
Lineage: Eukaryota; Metazoa; Chordata; Actinopteri; Cypriniformes; Cyprinidae
Gene: nlrc3l1
Product: NLR family, CARD domain containing 3-like 1
Exons: 7
Coding region: 398-2698 (766 amino acids)
Source: RefSeq, a predicted model, not a curated record
UGCGUACCCAACUUCAAACCGAAAGUGAUUCUCACCAGUUACUGCUGAUGCGCUUUUGCUACACAUUUUCGCUGUUAAACUUUAGCAUACGCAGGCUUUCACUAGCUUACGGGCCCAGGAACCACAAAGCCAUCAUUAAUCAUAAAAGUAAUUCAUGCUAAACAAUUAAAUCGGAAUUAACCAACCGGGGUUGUUCCGUCUUCCGCAAUUGUAUGUGAAGCCAGACGUGAAUCGAGGGGACUGCUACAGAAAUAAACAAAGGUGAACUACAGCUACAGCUACACUUCAGUCUGUCUCUGAAGCUCUUAUAAUGCAAACUCACCUGACUACAUAUAACUAGAGGGUAACAACAUCUAGCUGUUUUUGACGAGCGGGGGGGAAACGUCGCAAACCUGAGAUGGAAGACGACGCGGUAGACAUGGCGUCAGACAACAGUCUGCCAUUAGGAAUCGGGGCUUCCGCUUUCGGGAGUGAAAACGGGGAUGAGGAGGACGACGUGAUUCCUCAGAGGACACUUCCAUUCAGCCUCGGAUUCUCCUGUCCUGUGGGGCAAUACGUGGAAAGAGCAGAGUCCCCUGCAAACAGUUAUUCUUCCAUGCAGAGUGACAGUUGGUCAGAAACAAGAGAAGAGCACGAACCCAGCUGCACUCAGGUUCUGUUGAGCAGACGGGACUCAUCUGCGUCUAGCAGUGAGGAGUUUAAUAGUGAUGAUGAGGACAUCCAUAUGGAGACCAGUGCUGAAGAGAGCACACGGAAGAAGAGCAAGAAGGAAGGUGGUGUGAAACAACACGCUCCUGCUCCUGUAAAACCAGAGUUGGUAGUAGAUCCAAACGAGAAAAGGCAUCCAGCAAUGACGGUGGAAUUUGCUUUUAAGGCCCUCACAAGCUGCCUAAAGAAACUUGCAGAGGACGAAUUAAAGUACUUCAAAAAACUGCUGUGGGAACGAUAUCCAGAGCGCUUCCGUGAUCCGCUGGAUGGACUUGAUAUUGUGGAUCUGGUGGAUAAGAUGCUAGAGCUUUGCGAUAUUGAGAUCUCUCUGAAGAUCACGCUGGCGCUCUUUAAUAACAUGAGCUUUAAGAAGCUGGCUGAAUAUCUGCAAGGACUAUGCAAAAGAAACGAAGUGCGCUACGAGUUGAAACUGACGCUGAAGAGGAAGUACGAGAUGGUAUAUGAGGGUUUUAAUCAGCAAGGACAACCAGUCCCCUUUGAGUCUGUAUAUACAGACCUAUACAUUUCAGAUGGCGUGAGUGCAUCAAUCAACAGUGAGCACGAGUUCAGACCAAAGAUAGAAGAGCUCGCAGAGAGUGGCAAAGUCAAGAGGGCGCCAUUAACCGGAAAUGACAUAUUUUCCCAGCAGAACGUGAGGGCGAGGCAAGUAAGGUCGGUGUUAGCCAGAGGAGUCCCAGGAUGUGGCAAAUCGUUUGCAGUGCAGCGCUUCAUCCUCGACUGGGUGGAUGGAAAAGUCCACACAGAUGUUUUCUUUCUUAUUCCUCUGCAGUUUAAGGAGCUGAAUAAGAUGCUGGAAGGAGAGUAUACUCUCAUGAGUCUGGUCAGCAUCCUCUAUCCAGAGAUGAAGGAAAUAGACACUCUCGAUUUCGAGGGCUGUCCGGUAAUGUUCAUAUGUGACGGUCUAGAUGACACGCAAAUCCCCUUUAAUUUCCGUAGAACUGUGUAUUGGUGUGAUGUGACCAGGCCUGCGACUGUGCAAGUGUUGAUGACCAACCUCAUCAGGGGGAACCUCCUUUAUAAUGCCUACGUGUGGCUUAUUUCUAGGGCAGGAUCUCUGGAUGUGAUCCCCCCAGAACACGUCCACCAGCUUUUGUUGAUUCGAGGCUUCAACAAUGAUCAGAAAGAAGCCUACUUCAGAAAGAACAUUUCAGACCAAGACCUUGCUGAGAAGGUGAUUGCUCACAUCAAGUCUUCCAAGACGCUGUUUAUUAUGUGCCACUCUCCGCUGUUCUGCUGGGUGGCAUCUAAAGUGCUGCAGGGGCAGUUCCAGUCUCUUCGAACCUCAGCACAGCUGCCCAUAACUCUUACCAAUCUGUACACCAUUAUACUCCAUGGUCACACUCUAAUGUCCAUUGAGAAACUGAAGAACGACCCCACCAAAGACACCAAAGAUCUUAGUGCUGAUAAGCUCCUCAUUAAGCUCGCAAAGCUGUCCUACAUGAUGCUUGAGAAGAAUGAGUUUCAGAUAGAGAAAGAGCACUGGGACGUUGUUGGGUUGGCAGAUUCGUACCCUGCCAUGGCCUGCACCGGUCUCUGCACAGAGUAUUACAGGGAGAAGUUCAUGAUUUACACAGAGAAGGUGAGCUGCUUCGCUCAACCGACCAUUCAGGAAUACCUCGCUGCUCUUCACGUUUUCUAUUAUUUCAAGAAACAUGGAAAGAACGUCCUUGAGCAAAGCAAGCUCAGCAAAGUCUUGAAGGUUUCUUUGUCAGACUUACUCAGGAGUGCGGUUGACAAAGCGUUAAGCUCCAAGAAUAGCAACUAUGAUCUCUUUCUCCGCUUUCUGCUGGGUUUGUCUGUGGAGGCCAACCAGGAACUGCUCAAGAACAUCCUGCAGAUCUCUGCCAGCUCGAGCCUGAAUGCACGAGAGGAGACAUCUCGCUACAUUAACAAGAAAAUCAAAGAAGGCCACUUUCCAGAAAAGACUGAAAACCUUUUGCGGUGCAUUGAUGAACUUAACCCACAAUAACACUUGGAUGGACUUCUGAGAGCGGUGCUGUUGCAAUGUCUCGUGCUACAAGAGUAAGGUGGUAGAAAUAUCAUUUGUUAAGAAUGCCUACCAUCCAGAUCUUGUAGUGUAAAAUGAAUGCGCUUUUCCAUCAGUAACAAACAAAUUUAAGCAAAACAAAAAGUAAACACUAUAAUGUUCAACAACUUUGUUUGAACAACUGAGUCCUUUAUUGGAUUGGGAUAUCGGCUUUUGUAUUUAGUACAUAUAUCUAAAAAAAAUGUAGACUACAUAGGUUAUAUUUCCUUAAGUAAAUUCUAAAAGAAG